AUGGUAAAAAUAAAAUGCUGCGGAUUCCCUGAGGGGCGUAGCAGCAGAAACACUGCAGGUCCCCCAAGUGGCAGCAGGCAGCGGGGCCUGAGACUGCUACAGGCCACGAAAGCAGCAGGGACCCGGGCAGGGAGCCCUGAGUGGUUCGCCAGCCAUGAGGGCCAGUGGGUCCUAGGCACUGAUUCGCAAGAUGAGAGACUGAGAAGGGUAGGCGAAGAAGUGGUUUUAGAGCCCGGUCAAUACCAUCUGGGGGACGGUUCGGAUGUUUGUGGGGCAGUUAAUGAGAACUUCAGCUAUGCAGUGCUGUCCGAGCUCCAGAGCAGCGGGAAAGCGGGAAACACAGCAAGCCCUACAGCUUUUCCUUGUACCUGCCGUUUUCAGCCUCUUACAACUGACAACAUUAAACUACUAUGUCACGCGAUUUCUUCCUACAGCAACCCGCCCACGGUGAAGCGGUUCAAAGGCCCACUCUGGCCGGCCUGGCAGCCGGGCCCUAGGCAGCUACAGCUGUGCUGCACUUUGUUUCAGAGGCUUACAAAACACAGCCAUCUUGCAUCAAGAACGUCGCGAGGCCCAGGGAGAGAGGGUGAGCCCUGUCCCUCGGCCCCGGUGCCGCCACCGGCGAAGCGCUGGCACUCUCCGCGCUGCCCUGCAGGCUGCACCUGGCUGCCCCGCCUCCCCCGGGCGAGAGUCCGCGACGACCAACUUGUCCUCAGGCGACUUGGCCCCGACCCUCCGGACGUGCCCGCGCUUGGCCGGGAGAGAAAGCGGGAAGAGAACCGCGGGUCCCCCGCCCCUGCCGCGCGGGCCGAAACCGUCGCCGCGCCGCCGCCGCUCUCUAACGCCAGCGCCGCCUCUCGCUUGCCGAGCUCCAGCCGAAGGAGAAGGGGGCGGGCUGCGGAGGGCACCCACAGUCCCUCGGGCUCGACCCGCAAACUUUUUGGCGCAGAAACGGAGAUGGGGAGCGAGUUUUCCUCUCCCUCGGGCGGUGGCGGCGGCUCCCCCGUCUCCGCCUCAGCCCAGCGGCGGCACCGCCGCGGUGCCGAGCCUACUCGCCCUCCCGCGCCGUGGGCUCCCCUUUCUUCGGUGAAAUCCCGCCCGCCGCCCCUUCCCGGGACCCCAGACCUUCACCAUGUCCCGCGCGAGCCCCUCAACUGCCGCCUGCGGGUCCCGGACCGCAGUUUUUCGGGCGCGAAAUGGGUAAAAUCGCCGCCGCUUCCCACCCCGGGCUAA
Microtus ochrogaster (prairie vole) is the source of this 1233-nucleotide messenger RNA. It is a transcript of the gene H3-3a, whose product is annotated as serine/arginine repetitive matrix protein 1-like. The transcript has 4 exons. Gene Ontology annotation, cellular component: nucleosome. Gene Ontology annotation, molecular function: DNA binding; structural constituent of chromatin; protein heterodimerization activity. The record is from RefSeq and is a predicted model, not a curated record. Lineage: Eukaryota; Metazoa; Chordata; Mammalia; Rodentia; Cricetidae. Bases 1 to 1233 code for a protein of 410 amino acids.